Molecule: messenger RNA, 1760 nt
Organism: Lucilia cuprina (Australian sheep blowfly)
Lineage: Eukaryota; Metazoa; Arthropoda; Insecta; Diptera; Calliphoridae
Product: zinc finger protein 660-like
Exons: 2
Coding region: 105-1691 (528 amino acids)
Biological process (GO): regulation of transcription by RNA polymerase II
Cellular component (GO): nucleus
Molecular function (GO): DNA-binding transcription factor activity; zinc ion binding; RNA polymerase II cis-regulatory region sequence-specific DNA binding
Source: RefSeq, a predicted model, not a curated record
AAGAAAUAAACAAAAAAAUUUGGAAAAAUUGCAAUUCUUAAACAAAAAAUUUACAAUUCUCGAAAAAAAUAAUAAUAAUUGCAAUAAAUAAAAUUUAAAAAAAAAUGUCUGCAGAAAAAUCCUGCAGCUUAUGUUGUAGUUCCUGCGAUAAAUAUCAAAGUUUGCAAAAUGAAACCGGUGGAAGUAAUGAAAUUUAUGAAAUUACUAUUAAAUAUUUUGAUCCGGUUUUAAUUGCAGAUAAUAAAAUUGGAAGCAAUGACAUUGAUGAAAUAAAGAUACUUUGCCAGGAAUGUUGGCUACACAUCAAAGAUUUUCAUGAAUUCCAGACGGCUGUUGUACAUACAAGAAAUCUACUACAAGAGAAAUGGAAUAUCAGUCAAUUAACGGUGGAGAUAAAAGAAGAAGAUGAGCUGGAUAGUGAGCCUUUAUGUAGGGCUAAAGAAGAUGUUAUCUUUAAAAAUGAUAAAAGUGACACUGCUAAUAUCAAAAAUGAAAAAUUUGAAAGUAAUAAUGCCGACUUUGAAGAUGAAGCCAUGUCCAUAAAUUAUGAUGAUGAUCAUCAUGUUGAAAUUGCAGAAUUUUUAAUAAAAUCCGAUAGUUCUGAAGAUAAUGAAAGCAAUGACUUGAAAUCAUCUGGUAAAAAGACAAAACAAACUAAAUCACGCAGAGGCAGAAAACCCAAACAAACAGUUACAGAAAAAUCUGAUAAUCAAAAUGAUAAAAAAGGUAAGGAAGCCGAUAUGCUUAUAGCUGAAUGGAAACCUGAAUUGGAAUGUGACUUGUGUGGUGUUUUUGAAAAUGACUUUUUAAAAUUACGCACACAUUUCAAAAAUAUACACAAUGCUAGAUGUUACAUUAAAUGUUGUGGAAAAAGAUUUUUUCGUCGUUAUUUGCUGGUAGAUCACAUACGUUUCCAUUUAGAUCCUAAUACACAUAAAUGUGAUAUUUGUGGCAAAACUAGUUCUAGUCUAACUAAUCUUAAGCUACACAAGAAAACCAUACAUGAAAAUACCGAACAAUAUGAAUGUGAGGUGUGUCACAAAUUAUUUACGUUAAAACCUUCCUUAAAACGUCAUAUGCUACAACAUGAAACGGGUAGUAAAGAUUUCGCUUGUCAAGAAUGUGACAAGGCAUUUGUUUCGGAAUUUCAACUAAAAGAACACACACGUGCUGUACAUAAUAAUGACUGGAUAUGUGAUCAGUGUGGCAAGACUAUACAUGGUAAAGCAGCACUAAAACAACAUUUAUUAGAACAUAGUGGUUAUAAGAAACCCAAAUUUCCCUGUGAUCAAUGUGGUGCUGAACUUCAUUCUCGCAGCUCUCUAAAACGUCACUUUUUAGCAUUACACGAUAGUUCAAACGAAUAUGUUUGUAGUAUUUGUGGUAAAGUAUCGGCCAGUAAAAGUACACUCUUAGCUCAUAAGAAAAAUGUUCACGAAAAAGAACGUAAACACAAGUGUACAUUUUGUGAUAAGGCAUUUAAAGAACCUAAAGUUCUGCGUGAACAUAUAGCUUCGCAUACCGGUGUAGAAUUGUAUCAAUGUCCACAUUGCCCUCAAAGAUUUAAAGUUAGUUCGAAUAUGCAUCAUCAUCGUAAGAGAGUACAUCCUGUGGAGUGGGCAGAGGGAAGAAAGAAUCGUUUUAUGAAACAAGUUAAUAGCAGUGAAGUUAAGAAUCAAGUUUUAAUUUAAGCACAUUUAUAUUUAUUUAUCUAUAAGUUAUAAUUAAUUAAUUUAAAAUAAAAUAUAAUUAAUACAGUC